This is a messenger RNA of Thermochaetoides thermophila DSM 1495, 1332 nucleotides long. Its product is annotated as formamidase-like protein. The transcript is spliced from 10 exons. The record is from RefSeq and is a predicted model, not a curated record. NCBI's taxonomy places the organism in Eukaryota, Fungi, Ascomycota, Sordariomycetes, Sordariales, Chaetomiaceae. Bases 1 to 1332 code for a protein of 443 amino acids. Gene Ontology annotation, molecular function: hydrolase activity, acting on carbon-nitrogen (but not peptide) bonds, in linear amides.
AUGCCUAAGGGCGAAAUUCGUACAGUCUGCAAGAUCGACUUCGACAAGCCUGCCGACCAGCAGACUUGCCUUCACAACAGGUGGCACCCUGACAUCCCGUUUGCUGGCACCAUCAAGGAUGGUGAGACAGUGAAAAUUGAGUGCAUUGACUGGACUGGUGGCCAGAUCAAGAACGAUGACUGCGCGGAUGACAUCAAGAAUAUCGAUCUCACCAAGCCCCAUUACCUCUCUGGCCCUUUCGAGAUUGAGGGUGCCCAGCCUGGUGAUAUUCUUUUGGUAGAGAUCAUGGAUGUUCAGCCGUUCCCAGAUCGGCCAUGGGGCUUCACUGGCAUCUUUGACCGGCGCAAUGGCGGUGGUUUUCUGGAUGAGAUCUAUCCAUCUGCUGCUAAGGCUAUCUGGGACUUUGAGGGCAUAUAUGCCACCAGCAGACAUAUCCCCCACGUCAAGUUUGCUGGUCUCAUCCAUCCUGGUAUCCUUGGUUGUGCUCCGUCUGCCGAGCUUCUGGCCACCUGGAACAAGCGUGAAGGCGAGCUGAUUGCAGCAAACAGAUUGGAUCGCGAUGUUGCCCUUCCGCCUCAGCCCAUCAACGUCCACGCUGGUAGUGCAGAUGGUGAGCUGAAGGCGAAGAUUGGUCGGGAAGGUGCCAGAACCAUUCCUGGUCGCCCCGAGCAUGGAGGCAACUGCGAUAUCAAGAACCUCUCUAGGGGUUCGAAGGUGUAUCUACCCGUCCAUGUGCCGGGUGCCAAGUUCUCCGUCGGUGACCUGCACUUCUCUCAGGGUGAUGGCGAGAUCUCGUUCUGCGGUGCCAUCGAGAUGGCAGGUAUCAUCACGAUCAACUUUAAGGUCAUCAAAGACGGUAUGGCCAAGAUGGGCCUGAAGAGUCCCAUCUACAUCCCAGGCCCUGUUGAGCCCCAGUUCGGCCCUGGCCGGUACAUCUACUUUGAGGGCUUCUCUGUCGAUGAACACGGCAAACAGCACUACAUGGAUGUCACGACAGCCUACCGCCAGACUACCCUCCGCUGCAUUGAGUACCUGCGGCGCUUCGGCUAUGACGAUUACCAGUCCUACUUGCUUCUAUCUUGCGCGCCAGUUCAGGGCCAUGUGGCGGGUAUCGUCGAUAUUCCUAACGCUUGCACGACCCUGGGUCUACCGAUGGACAUCUUUGAUUUCGAUAUCUCACCCGCGGCGGCCGCAGCACUUGGUGAGAAGGGCACGGGUCUGGAUAUGGGUCGCUGUGCGUUUGAGAGUGGCAAGACCGAGGGUGUUGUCGACAGGGAAGCUGGAAAGAACAGCGAGUUCAGCUUCGGUGGUGGUUUGACGUACAAGCAGUAA